CAGUCUUCUGGGGUGGAAGUAGACCAAGCUGUCAUGGAUGCUUAUAAUGACAUCAAGCUGAAGAAAAGGCAUGCAUACGUGGUAAUGAUGAUCAAAGACAAAAAGAAGAUCGUCGUGGAAACCUUGGGAGAUAAACUUCCUCAAAACUGCUCUGAAUCCCGAAAUGAGGACAUAUUCAACAGCAUGAAAAAGUCUUUUGGAAACGAACCUCGUUACAUACUUUUUGACUUCUGUUUCACCAGACCGAAUCAUACUACAGCGCAGAAGUUAGCAUUAAUCAGUUGGUAAGACUUUUUUCAAAAAAAAUUUGCUGUAUAUCCAGUCCUCCUAAUGCCUUUCGUGCGAGUAUAAUAUACUUUUUAGCCACAUCUUUUAUAGUUUCAUCUUCUUGGUAUCCUGUAAGGAAUUUUUAUUUGUAAAGAAGACUCAACCGAUACUUGUGAACACAUCCAAUUUUGUAAAGAAAACUUUUCGAAUAAGUGUAAGGAGCAAUUGCGCUCUCUUAUUCAAGUAGUAAAAGCACUAUAAAAAAAAGUUGAGAAGUCAUUACCAUUAUUUUGAUGAUGAUGAUGAUUAUUAUCUUUAUUUUUAAAUACGGAGUAUCUAACUUCGAAGAAGCGCUGGAAAUCUAGUUUUUCUGCGCCUGGAUUUUAAUUCUUCAAAAAGAUUUGUUCCUCCCUGAUCAAUCCGUAUUUCUUUUGGUGGUCCGUGAACUUAAAAUUUUUUUAUCCACCUGAGGUGUGUACGAUUUAUUUUUGAUGAUCGCUCGAACUCCUUGCUUCAAAAAUACUGAGACAAUCUGUUUCCUCCACCUUAAGACUUAAAUACAUACGUUUCAUCCCUUAUUAUCCUUUUACAAUAAUAAUAAUAAUAAUAAUGGUGAUGAUUAGAUGAUUAAAUGAUAGAUGAGUUUCGCACUUAGCUAAGACAGGAUAAUUCCUCAUUUUUGUAUUAGAGUUUGAUUGCCCAUUUCUUGUUCUUAAACAGGUGUAAUGAUGAUGUUGCAAUCGGCAAAAAGAUGAUUUACGCCAGUUCAAAAGAUGCGUUGAAGAAAAGCUUCACUGGACUGAAUAUCGAGUUCCAGUGUACAGACCCAACUGAAUUUCAACACGCAGAACUGGUGAAAGAAAUGAUCCAUAAAGACAGGGUAUAA
This is a messenger RNA of Pocillopora meandrina, 1153 nucleotides long. NCBI's taxonomy places the organism in Eukaryota, Metazoa, Cnidaria, Anthozoa, Scleractinia, Pocilloporidae. The record is from the annotation of a GenBank genome assembly.